Messenger RNA from Daktulosphaira vitifoliae (grape phylloxera), 558 nucleotides. RefSeq lists its product as uncharacterized. The coding region runs from base 1 to 558 and encodes 185 amino acids. The transcript has 4 exons. NCBI's taxonomy places the organism in Eukaryota, Metazoa, Arthropoda, Insecta, Hemiptera, Phylloxeridae. The record is from RefSeq and is a predicted model, not a curated record.
AUGCUACGUCCUUACUGUGCCACUUUAUCUGCUGAAAGUAAUGGAUUCAAAUGGCGACUUCUACUAAGAAGUGGUCAAACAAAAGAAGAAGUCAUAGAAACAAAUGAAAGAUUGAGAGCUGUUAGAAUAAGAUUAGAAGAAUCUUACGAUACGGCAAAAAAGUCGCUCAUUACGUUAAUGACAAAAUAUACUGAAAGCAAGUCAACUAGAAAUGUUUUCCAAAGAUACAAUUUACUGAAAGCAAUGAUAAAGGAAGUUAUACGAUUAGAGACUCAGUAUUGGACUUUAGUGGAAAUACCUAAACAAGAAAAACAAGAGACUGUACCAUCUUUUGUGCUACGGGCAUGUGGAAUUGUUGAAAAAUCACAAAAAACCAGUGAUGGUGUUAAAUCAGCAACAAAGGCUUCCGAAGAAGAAGAAAAAAAACGAGAACUACUUGAAAGGCUAGCUGAACUUAGAAGUGUCAGUAAAAAUAUUAGAGUAAUAGUUUGGAAAUUGGAAGGAGCAAGGCCAUAUCUGGGAGGGUUAGGAGUUUUAGUUGCAUUAUGUAAUAAUUAA